AUGACAAGCGAGAGACCGGUGACCAUGCCGGGCUCUGUGUCGCUCUCGGACCGACAACCUCCUCCAGGACACCGGCAACACGCGGCCGCUGCAGCCGGUGAGACAAUGAUGAUGUCCGGCUCAGGUUCUGUGGUCCUCCCGGCUGGGGUUAUCAAUCCAUCGCUUCCAAUCCGGAAUAUCAAAAUGAAAUUUGCCGUUCUCAUCGGACUGAUACAAGUUGGAGAGGUUAGCAACCGGGAUAUUGUUGAGACUGUGCUGAAUUUGUUGGUGGGCGGUGAGUUUGAUCUAGAGACCAACUUCAUUAUCCAGGAUGCCGAAAGCAUCGGCUGCAUGGUGGAGCUGCUGGAGCACUGUGACGUCACCUGCCAGGCUGAAAUCUGGAGCAUGUUUACCGCCAUCCUUCGAAAAAGUGUGCGAAACCUGCAAACGAGCACUGAGGUGGGCCUCAUCCAGCAGGUGCUGCUCAAAAUGAGCUCAGUGGAGGACAUGAUUGCAGACUUGCUCGUGGACAUGUUGGGCGUAUUGGCCAGCUACAGCAUCACAGUGAAGGAGCUGAAGUUGCUCUUCAGCAUGCUGCGAGGGGAAGGAGGUCUGUGGCCGAGGCAUGCGGUCAAAAUGUUGUCUGUGCUGAAUCAGAUGCCCCAGAGACACGGACCUGAUGCCUUCUUCAACUUUCCGGGUCGCAGUGCAGCAGCCAUUGCUUUACCUCCUAUUGCCAAGUGGCCUUAUCAGAAUGGGUUUACAUUCAACACCUGGUUCAGAAUGGAUCCUUUGAAUAAUAUCAAUGUUGACAAGGACAAACCAUAUCUGUAUUGCUUUCGUACCAGCAAGGGCAUUGGCUACUCUGCACAUUUUGUCGGUAACUGUUUGAUCGUGACAUCACUCAAGUCUAAAGGAAAAGGAUUCCAGCACUGUGUGAAGUAUGAUUUCCAACCAAGGAAGUGGUACAUGAUCAGUAUCGUUAACAUCUACAGCCGCUGGAGGAACAGUGAAAUCAGAUGUUACGUGAACGGACAACUCGUGUCAUAUGGAGACAUGGCAUGGCACGUCAACACCAAUGAUAGUUAUGAUAAAUGCUUCCUCGGCUCCUCUGAGACGGCCGAUGCAAACCGAGUAUUCUGUGGGCAGCUAGGAGGUGUCUACGUGUUCAGUGAAGCCCUCAAUCCAGCACAGAUAUUUGCAAUUCAUCAGCUAGGACCGGGCUAUAAGAGCACAUUUAAGUUCAAGUCAGAGAGCGACAUUCAUUUAGCGGAGCAUCACAAGCAGGUGUUGUAUGACGGCAAGUUGGCCAGCUCCAUCUCCUUCACCUAUAAUGCUAAGGCCACCGAUGCUCAGCUCUGCCUGGAGUCCUCGCCCAAAGAAAACGCCUCCAUCUUUGUGCACUCGCCACAUGCCCUUAUGCUCCAGGAUGUAAAAGCUACUGUGACUCACUCCAUCCACAGUGCCAUACACUCCAUCGGAGGGAUCCAGGUGUUGUUCCCGCUCUUCGCUCAGCUGGAUUACCAUCAGCUGAACGACAGCCAGGUGGAACCUACUGUGUGUGCCACCCUCUUGGCCUUUCUGGUUGAGCUGCUCAAGAGCUCUGUGGCCAUGCAGGAGCAGAUGCUGGGAGGGAAGGGUUUUCUGGUGAUCGGAUACCUGCUUGAGAAGUCAUCCCGUGUACACAUUACCAGGGCUGUAUUAGAGCAGUUCCUCUCCUUUGCAAAGUAUCUGGACAGCCUGUCACAUGGGGCACCACUACUGAAGCAGCUGUGUGACCACAUCCUCUUCAAUGCUGCUAUCUGGAUCCACACCCCAGUUAAGGUACAGCUCUCUCUGUACACCUAUCUCUCGGCUGAGUUCAUUGGCACAGCAACCAUCUACAACACGAUUCGCCGAGUGGGCACGGUGCUUCAGCUCAUGCAUACGCUAAAGUACUACUACUGGGCCGUCAACCCUGCAGACAACAGUGGCAUCACGCCAAAGGGUCUCGAUGGUCCAAGGCCGACCCAGAAAGAAAUAAUUUCUCUGCGGGCGUUCAUGCUUCUCUUCCUCAAGCAACUCAUCCUGAAGGACCGAGGUGUGAAGGAGGAUGAGCUGCAGAGCAUCCUGAACUAUUUGUUAACCAUACACGAGGAUGAGAAUCUGCAUGAUGUGUUGCAGUUGGUGGUAGCGCUCAUGUCUGAGCAUCCAGCCUCCAUGAUCCCUGCUUUUGACCAGAGAAAUGGAAUACGGGUAAUCUACAAGCUGAUGGCCUCUAAGAGUGAAAGCAUACGAGUGCAAUCCCUCAAAGUCCUCGGGUACUUCCUCAAGCAUUUGGGCCACAAGAGGAAGGUGGAGAUCAUGCACACACACAGUCUUUUCACUCUCCUGGGAGAGAAGUUAAUGCUGUACACCAACACUGUGACGGUGACGACCUAUAACACUCUGUAUGAGAUUCUGACGGAGCAGGUGUGCACACAGGUAGUUCAUAAACCCCACCCUGAGCCCGACUCCACUGUCAAGAUUCAGAACCCAAUGAUUCUCAAAGUGGUAGCUACCUUGUUGAAGAACUCAACCCCCAGCACAGAGCUGAUGGAGGUCCGGCGGAUCUUCCUCUCCGACAUGAUCAAACUGUUCAGCAGCAGCCGAGAAAACAGGCGGUGUCUGCUUCAGUGCUCUGUGUGGCAGGACUGGAUGUUUUCUCUGGGCUACAUCAACCCCAAAAACUCAGACGAGCAGAAGAUCUCUGAGAUGGUCUACAACAUUUUCCGUAUUCUUCUCUACCAUGCCAUCAAGUAUGAGUGGGGAGGAUGGCGGGUGUGGGUGGACACACUCUCUAUAGCCCACUCAAAGGUGACAUACGAGGCACACAAAGAGUAUUUGGCUAAGAUGUAUGAAGAGUAUCAGCGUCAGGAGGAGGAGAAUAUUAAGAAAGGGAAGAAGGGUUUGGUCAGCACCAUCUCUGGUCUGUCUGCUCAGUCCUCUGGCAUCAAGGGAGCUGUUGAGAUCAGAGAAAUGGAUGAUAACUCCCAGACCCCGGAGAGUGAAAAGGACUAUGAGAGUGCUGACCCACACAACCUGCUGGCUGAAGUGAAGGGGCCAGCGGAGGGUCUCAGUGGAAAGAACAGUACCAUAGGUGGAGUCGGGGUCGAUGUUCAUGACCUUCUGGUAGACAUUAAGGCUGAGAAGGUGGAGGCCACAGAGGUUAAGAUAGACGAUAUGGAUUUGUCCUUGGAAACUCUGGGAUUAUCUCAGAAUGGGGCACUAGUGGAGGUGGAUUCUCUGUUGGAUAAUGUGUAUUGCGCUGCUGUAAAAAACCUCCACAGUAAUGCCAACAGUGUAUUGCUGCCAAAGGGCAGCAUGGAUGACCAAAAUGCACCACCUCUCAUUACUCUAGACGACGAAAAGGACAGCAUUUCUAACAGCAACAACUUCCUGUUCAGCAAGGUGGCAGCCAGCCUGGAGGACAAGCUGCUGCCUGAUCUCCGUCCAGCUGAGCCUCUGGUCCUGCCCAGCGCAGAGCCUCCAGUACACACCAACACCAAGGAUGAUCUGGGCCUUCUUGCUCAAAUGACCAGCAGCUCUGAGCUCGGCUCGUUACCCAGCAUUCUAGAGAAGGAUGAGUUUGAACUAGAGGCAGCGUUGGAGGGAAUCAGCUCUGUGGCUGGUACUGAGUCAGAGGACUCCUCUAGAAGCCCACAGGUCGCAGACGCCCCAGCUGCCUCUGCAUCUGAACGGGACCCCCUGAAUGUCAGGACUGGCAGGGCAGCAGAGUCAGAAGGCAGAAGCGUAGACACAGACAGAUCAGAUGACAGCAAAGACAAGGAGAUGAGGAGGAUUCAGACAACAGCCACCACACAGAGUCAACAUGGCCGCUCAGCUACUCAGAUGGAGAGGGACAUACGUAUGGAUUUGGGCUUCAGGGUAAUGCCCAUGACAGAGGAACAGCGACAUCAGUUCAGCCCGGGCCCACGUACCACCAUGUUCCGCAUCCCGGAGUUCAAAUGGUCAGCCAUGCACCAGAGACUGCUGACUGACCUGCUGUUUGCACUUGAGAGUGACGUGCAUGUCUGGAGAAGCCACUCCACCAAGUCUGUCAUGGACUUUGUCAACAGUAACGAGAACAUCAUUUUUGUCCACAACACCAUCCACCUUAUCUCACAAAUGGUGGACAAUAUCAUUAUUGCUUGUGGAGGGAUCCUGCCUCUUCUAUCAGCGGCCACCUCUCCCUCUACGGAGUUGGACAACAUCGAGGCCACACAGGGCAUGUCCUCCGAGACCGCCAUCACUUUCCUGUCCCGUCUCAUGGUCAUGGUGGAUGUGUUGGUGUUCUCCAGCUCACUCAACUUCAGUGAGAUCGAGGCUGAGAAGAACAUGUCCUCGGGUGGCCUGAUGCGUCAGUGCCUCAGACUUGUGUGUUGUGUGGCUGUUCGGAGUUGUCUUGAGUGCAGGCAGAGACACAGAGACAAGGGAAAUAAGUCUUCUAUUCCCAACAACAACAAGACUCAGGAAAUCCUGCUAAAUGCUGUGACUUCCAGCAAGACAGCCAUAGAGACUGUCCCUAGUAACCUGUCUCCCAUCAAGGACCCAGAUCGCCUUCUGCAGGAUGUGGACAUCAAUCGACUGCGUGCUGUGGUGUUUCGUGAUGUGGAUGACAGCAAGCAGGCCCAGUUCUUGGCCUUGGCUGUGGUGUACUUCAUCUCUGUGCUCAUGGUCUCCAAGUACCGUGACAUCCUGGAGCCUCAGCGUGAGACUGCAAGGAUAACCAACCAAUCAGGUCGCGGUGUGCGUCCGGGGAUCAACUCGCCAACCAGCAAAGAAACACCUCUAGUAUUUAACAGCAGUAGGGACUAUCCUGUGCCAUCAGAACACCUCAACAUGGAUAGCUCCCUUCCCCGCACAGACUCCGGUAUCGGAGACGAGCAUUGUCCCAGCAUCCUUAACGGGUCAGACCUGGACCACAGUGUGGCCGGACCUGAUGCCAUGAGUGAGCUCAUAUCAACUCUGUCCUCCGAGAUGAAGAAGUCCCAGGAGCGUUUGUCUGAAUCACCCAGCGUAGAGCACUUGAAAUUAUCCUCCUCCAUCAUCAGCAUCAGCCAGCCCAAGAGGGGUAUCAACGUGAAGGAGAUCCUGAAGAGCCUGGUGGCAGCUCCAGUGGAGGGCCUGGAGGCUGGGUUGGAGGCCGUGACCUACCAAGACCCUGCUGCCAAGGCCCAGGCCCAGGCCGUGCUGCCCAUGCAGUUUCACUCCUUUGACAGGAGUGUGGUUGUGCCUGUGAAGAAAACCUCCCCUGGCAGCCUGGCAGUUCACACAGUGGGAAGCAGCAGCAGCACCUCUGCUGGGCUGACAGCUGGCAGCACCCCCAACAUCUUUGCUGCUGCCUCUGCAACCCCAAAAAGCAUGAUCAAUACAACGGGAGCCACAGAUGCAGCCCCCUCUGCCUCCUCUUCCUCUACUUUGGUCAACGGAGCUACCAGUAAGAACCUGCCGGCCGUACAGACGGUGGCCCCCAUGCCCGAGGACACGGUAGAAAACAUGAGAGCAUUUGCUGAAGCAGACCGGUGUCCAACCCACCAGGGGCUGACACCCUCUGAGCUAAAACCCUUUAGCCCCUCGACAGGAUUACAGGCAGACUUCAGAGCUGCAGGCCAGUGUCUUAGCAUUACUACAAAGCUGGAGAGGGCCUUGGAGAAGGUGGCACCCCUGCUGAGAGAGACCUUUGUAGACUUUGCACCGUUUCUGUCUCGUACCCUGCUGGGCAGCCACGGACAGGAACUGCUUAUAGAAGGCACAGGUCUGGUGUGUAUGAAGUCCAGCACCUCGGUGGUGGAGCUUGUUAUGCUGCUUUGUUCUCAGGAAUGGCAGAACUCCAUUCAGAAGAAUGCUGGCCUGGCCUUUAUUGAGCUAAUCAACGAGGGAAGGUUGCUCUGCCAUGCCAUGAAGGACCACAUAGUUCGUGUUGCCAAUGAGGCUGAGUUCAUCCUGAACAGACAGCGAGCCGAGGACGUCCACAAACAUGCAGAGUUUGAGUCCAACUGUGCCCAAUAUGGCGCUGACAGAAAAGAGGAAGAGAAGAUGUGCGACCACCUGAUAAGUGCUGCGAAACACAGAGACCAUGUGACGGCUAACCAGCUAAGGCAGAAAAUAGUCAACAUCCUCACCAACAAGCACGGAGCCUGGGGGACACUGGCCCAGAGUCAGCUGCACGACUUCUGGCGUCUUGACUACUGGGAAGAUGACCUGCGUCGGAGGCGGAGAUUUGUCAGAAAUCCGUAUGGCUCCACCCACUUAGAUGUCACAUGCAAAUCACUGCAGGAGUAUGGCACUGAGGAGGACAAGGGGGUCAAGUGUAAGACGGUCUUCCGCAGUCAGACUGUGGCCAGCCAGAACCCUGAGACAGAGCUGAUUCUGGAUGGAGACGAUGAUGCCGUCAGCCUGCUGCAGGAGAAGGAGAUGGACAACCUGGGUGGCCCAGUGGUCCUAAGCAGCCCGGCCCAGCUUGUGGCCCCGGUCCUGGUGGCACGCGGCACUCUGUCCAUCACAACCACAGAGAUCUACUUCGAGGUGGACGAGGAUGACCCUGCCUUCAAAAGGGUCGACUCAAAGGUCUUGGCAUACACCGAGGGUUUACAUGGGAAGUGGAUGUUCAGCGAGAUACGAGCGGUAUUCACCAGACGCCACCUCCUGCAGAACACAGCGAUGGAGGUCUUCAUGGCAAACAGAACAUCGGUCAUGUUCAACUUCCCUGACCAGGCCACAGUAAAGAAAGUGGUCUACAGUCUUCCUCGAGUGGGAGUGGGCACCAGCUAUGGUCUUCCACAAGCCAGGCGCAUCUCCAUGGCCACCCCUCGGCAGCUUUUCAAAUCAUCCAACAUGACCCAGCGCUGGCAGAGGAGAGAGAUUUCCAACUUUGAAUACCUCAUGUUUCUCAACACUAUAGCAGGGAGGACAUACAAUGACUUGAAUCAGUACCCGGUCUUUCCCUGGGUCCUCACCAACUACGACACAGAGGAGCUUGACCUGACCUUACCGGGGAACUUCAGAGAUCUCUCAAAGCCUGUUGGUGCUCUGAAUCCGAAGCGUGCAGCUUUCUUCAAUGAACACUAUGAGAAUUGGGAAGACGACCAGACACCACCAUGUCAUUACAUCUCCCACUACUCCACAGCAGCUACCACCUUGCACUGGCUUGUCAGAAUAGAGCCCUUCACCACCUUUUUCCUCUCCGCCAACAACAAAUUUGACCAUCCUGAGCGCACGUUUUCAGGCAUCGCCCGCUCCUGGAGAAACUGUCAGAGGGACACAUCUGAGGUCAAGGAACUGAUUCCUGAGUUCUACUACCUCCCAGAGAUGUUUGUCAACAGUAAUGGAUACCAUCUGGGCAUGAGGGAAGACAGGACCAUGGUCUGUGAUGUGGACUUGCCAGCCUGGGCCAAAAAACCUGAAGACCUUGUCAGGAUCAACAGGAUGGCCCUGGAAAGCGAGUUUGUGUCAUGUCAGCUGCAUCAGUGGAUUGACCUUAUUUUCGGCUACAAGCAGCGGGGCCCGGAGGCGGUGCGUGCCCUCAACGUCUUUCACUACCUGACUUACGAGGGCUCCGCCAAGCUGGACGGUAUCACUGACCCUGCGUUAAGAGAGGCCACAGAGGCACAGAUCCAGAGCUUUGGACAGACGCCAUCUCAGUUGCUUAUUGAGCCACAUCCUCCACGCAGCUCCGCCAUGCACCUGUGUUUCCUUCCACAGAGUCCGCUCAUGUUCAAGGACCAGAUGCAGCAAGAUGUCAUCAUGGUGUUGAAGUUCCCGUCCAAUUCCCCAGUAACACACGUGGCCGCAAACACGCUACCCCAUCUUACCAUGCCUGCUGUGGUCACGGUCACCUGCAGCCGUCUAUUUGCCGUCAACCGAUGGCACAACACCGUUGGUCUAAGAGGAGCACCUGGCUAUUCUUUGGAGCAGGCCCAUCACCUCCCUAUCGAGAUGGAUUCUCUUGUUGCCAACAGUACUGGAAGCAACAAGCGUCAGAUCACAGACCUAGUGGACCAGAGCAUCCAAAUCACCUCACACUGUUUUGUGGUGACAGCUGACAACCGCUACAUACUGGUGUGUGGCUUCUGGGACAAGAGCUUCCGUGUGUACUCCUCCGAGACAGGCAAGCUGACCCAGAUAGUUUUUGGCCACUGGGAUGUGGUGACAUGUCUGGCCAGAUCAGAGUCUUACAUUGGAGGAGACUGCUACAUCGUCUCAGGGUCCAGGGAUGCAACUCUGCUGCUGUGGUAUUGGAGUGGACGGCACCAUAUUAUCGGCGACAACCCAAAUAACAGUGACUACCCUGCACCUCGAGCAGUUCUGACAGGCCAUGACCAGGAAGUUGUGUGUGUGUCGGUCUGUGCAGAGCUGGGUCUGGUCAUCAGCGGAGCCAAAGUGGGUCCAUGUCUGGUCCACACCAUCACUGGUGACCUGCUGCGGGCUCUGGAGGGGCCAGACCACUUCCAGUGUCCACGGUUCAUCUCAGUGUCCAGCGAGGGCCACUGCAUCAUCUACUACGAGAGGGGCUGCUUCUGCAACUUCAGCAUUAAUGGAAAAAUGUUGGCACAGAUGGAGAUCAAUGACUCCACCAGGGCUAUUCUUUUGAGCAGUGACGGCCACAACUUGGUCACCGGUGGGGAUAACGGUGUGGUGGAGGUGUGGCAGGCCUGUGACUUCAAACAGCUCUACGUCUACCCUGGUUGUGAUGCUGGUAUCCGAGCAAUGGACCUUUCUCAUGAUCAAAGGACUUUAAUCACAGGCAUGGUGUCUGGCAGUAUCGUGGCUUUUAACAUCGAUUUCAACCGAUGGCACUACGAGCAUCAAAACAGGUACUAAAGAGAGAGGAAUUACGCAGCAGGAGCAAGUGUGCUGGAGGAAACACCCAAAGACCAACAACCAAGCUUUGUAGCAGAAGAUCAACAUGGAGCUUGAUAGAGAUCAUGUGGGUCCAAGACCAUCAGCAUUGUGAUGCUAAUAAAGAACAAAGUGUGCCAACAUGUGUUCAUCCGUUGGCGUUAUUACUAAUCAUCUGUGGCUGAACAAUCGGGACACGUUUUCUGUCUGUUUUCUUGUCUUACUUGAACACCAGCUGAUGCAAAGAGAGACUGAGAUACAUUUUAGUUAUUAAAACAAACUUAACGUAAGCUUUUAAGUUCCUGUUUGAAACUGUGAAAAGAAAAAUAAUUCUCUUUAAGGAACAUUUAUACAACAUUUGUAUGGCAGAUACAUAUGUCACUUGGAACACUUUUCUAAAGAAAACAAACAACUUGUAAAUAUUAACAGUGUAAAGUGAUUCUACCCUGGAAAGGCUUUGACUAAGAUCUAAAUGCGUUUAGAUUAGCCACUAUGUUGCCAACAUUUCCAUCAUGAAAGCCAUGUAUACAAUGUUUCAAACGUCUUCAUUGCACUUCAGAUAUUAGUUGGUUAGCAAUACAUGUGUGUGGCCAUUGUUUUCUCAUGGUUAUGACUAGUGAUCAGUGUAUCUGUAAGUGAAAAGACUAAAUGUCUCUUUGUUGUGUUUGUCUUUAUGGAGGAAAUGUCUAAUUCAGUGUGAGCUUAGUCUGUUGUGAAAUCUUUGUUCUUGAUCAUGAUGUCAGCUAGAAGAUAACGGUUGCAUUUCUAAAUAAAUAACUUUUCUUUUUAUUCAUUUGCUAAUAAAUUAAAAAAAUUCUCACUGUGAUAACUUUAAACUGUUCAGAUGGGAUUUUGAGCAGGAAUUAUCCGCAUUUUGUCUCAUGCUAUUUUUUUCUUUAAAAAAUUUAUCCAGAGGCGUAAAUCACCAGAUUCCUUUGACAGUAUUUUAGUUCCUUUUUGAUACUCGUGGUAAAGCUUCGAGACAUUUGUUAAGAUUGUUAUUUGAAGGAUUUUCAGCAAUUGUCAGCCAAGCAAACGUUAUUCCUUUUGCAUCACAUUUUGUUUUACUUUGCCUGUUGAUGCACCAAAUGUUUGCUAUCCCAUGUUGGAUCUGUGAAUUUGUGAUGAGCGGUUCAUGCUUGAACACCAUGCACUGGUAAGCAAUAUUAAAACUUAGUUUCUGUGAAGGUUGAUAGAAUGUCUUUCAGCUGUGUGACAAAAAUAAUGUAAUGAGCAGUGAGGUCAUUCUUAAAUGACUAAGGUUUAUUUUUGUUGUUAUGAAUGCUAAUUGUGUCUUCAUUUAAUUUCCGGGGGAAAAUAGGUCUGCUGCUGUGAUCUGAAAAUGUCUAAUGAACAAAAAUAUGCAAAUAGACUUUGUGUAAACAAUCUCAUUUUCUUGCGGUGGUAUAAGACACUGCCUACCCGAAGCUGAACUCUUGCAUGUUAAAGCUACUGAAGGCAUUGGGUUUGCUUUGCGUAACUGUGAAAUCAUUUUUCAUUACUGUGAAUUUUAAUAUCUUGAAAGAAAUUAAUAGAUAAUUUUUUUCAAUGAUUUAGUCUUAAAAAAAAAACCCUUUCUUCUUUUUAUAUUUUAAGAUCUGUUAUAAUUUACAUAUUAAGGUUGUAUUGCAAAUCUUUUUUUGCAUAAGUUUUGAAAGAGAUGUCCUAAGCUUAUUAGGUUAUAAAGUACUGUAAAUUCAGCUACUUUAAAAAAAAAUGUUUUUUUAAACUGUCAGAAUAAACAAAUGUGAGGAGCUACUUUGCUGAGAUUUGAACUCAUUUGUGUGAAGUGCCUCCAAAACAUUCAUUCAUGUAUUGAUGCAAUCCCCUAAUAAAAUAUUUACAACCCAAACGCAGUAAAUUCCUACUAUGACUGAAGGAGGAACUGAACUUGAGGAAUUAUAAGCUUCUCCUUGACUAUACUGCCACCUGCUGUCGUCAUGUGUUGCCGCAGAUUGUGUGGGUCUGCAGCAG
Labrus bergylta (ballan wrasse) is the source of this 10812-nucleotide messenger RNA. Lineage: Eukaryota; Metazoa; Chordata; Actinopteri; Labriformes; Labridae. The record is from RefSeq and is a predicted model, not a curated record.